UCCUCAUUUUGGCUGCCAGUUUGGGUUUGUGGCUAUGUAUUAGGUAGAUCUGAUACACCUCUCUAUCUCUAGUGCAGGACAGUGUCAAAUGCUGUUUCUGACUGAUUAGAUCAGGUAAAGACUUAAAGCCUCCAGAGUCUGCUUCUGUCUACAGACUGAUAAGAUUCUGUCUUAAAUUGUCCUCAGACUAGGAACCUCAGGUGUUGCAAGAGUUGUUUUCAACAGGGUGGGGCGGUUGUUUCUUCCUGGAGGCUAAUUGUUAUUCUCAGUCUCCUAUUGGGCUUCAGCAACUCUGCAUCGUGGGGUAAGGGGUUUUCCAAUAGGGCGGACCAGCUGUCUUUCCCCCAGGCAAGGUCACCUGUGUAGGUAACACCUACAUAAGAAAGAUGUCCUCCCACAGCAAGAGCGAAAGACUCAGCGCAGGAAACCGGGAUGUCUGCCUUCUGAGCUCUAAUUCCUGAGCCCCUGAUCCUGGCUUCUGUUCACACAGCUCCAGUUCACGCUGCCCUGCCUUUGUCAGAGCACAAGGCCAGAGAAGCCAGAGCUGCAGGAAGAUUCACAAGAGCAAGCGGAUGACAUGGGUCUGGCCUGGCCACCCACUGGGGAGCGACACAGGAUUCCAGGCCAGUGAGGACCAGCCCUGGCCCACACCUGCACCCACCCUGCCGGCCCUGCUCGCCCUGAGCUGACCGGGAGAUGGCGCUGGCCCGGUGGCUGUUCCACAUGGCCCUGCUGGCUCUGAGCCGGGAACCCCGCGUGGCAGGGGACUUCGAGACCAUCCCGCUGCAGACCCUGCGCUGCCACAAUGACUACACCAGCCGCAUCACCUGCCGGUGGGCGGACACCCAGGAGGCCCAGCGGCUCGUCAACCUGACCCUCUACCGCAGGCUGAAUGCGUCCCCCCCAGAGCCAGUGUCCUGUGAGCUCACUGACGACAUGCCCUGGUCAGCCUGCCCGGCCUCCCACUGCGUGCCCAGAAAGUGUGUCAUUCCUAGCACGCGGUUCAUCAUCGCCGACAGGGACAACUUCUCCUUCGAGUCCGACAGGCCUCUGGGCACCCAGCUCACCGUCAUCCUGGCCCAGCAUGUGCAGCCCCCCGCGCCCAGGGACCUCCACAUCCGUCCCGACGGGGACCGGUUCCUGCUGACCUGGAGCGUGGCCCCCGCGGCUUCCCAGAGCCCGUGGCUGUCCGAGCUGGAGUUCGACGUGGCCUACCGGCGGCAUCAGGACUCCUGGGAGGAUGCCUCCAGCCUCAGCUGCACCGCCCCGCAGGCCCACCUGGGGCCCGGGCACCUCAUUGCCGGCAGCACCUACGUGGCCCGAGUGCGCGCCCAGCUGGGCCGGGAUUCGGGGUUCUCAGGCCGGCCCAGCCCAUGGAGCCCCGAGGUUCUCUGGGACUCCCAGCCAGGGGACCAGGCCCAGCCCCAGAACCUCCAGUGCUUCUUUGAUGGGGCCACCGCGCUCAGCUGCUCCUGGGAAGUGAGGGCCGAGGUGGACCGCUCCGUCUCCUUCACCCUCUUCUACAAGCCCAGCCCCAACGAGGGGGAGCAGGAGUGUUCCCCGGUGCUGAAGGAGGCCCGCGGCCCCUAUGUCUGCCACCGGUGCCAGGUGCCCGUGGCCGACCCCCGGAACCACAGCCAGUACCUGGUCUCUGUUCGGCCAAAGCGGGAAGAGAAGUUUAUAAAGAGCUCGGAAAACAUCCAGAUGGCUCCUCCGACGCUCAAUGUGACCAAGGGCGGAGACGGCUACAUUCUGCGCUGGGAGGUGACCAUGUACUAUAGACACAUCGAGUACACCUCCGAGGUCCAGUACAAGAAGGACGCAGCCUCCUGGGAGGAGAGCAAGACAGAGCCCCUCCAGAACACGCGCUUCCUGUCGCUGCCGCCGCUGGAGUCCUCCACCAGGUACCAGGCGAGAGUGAGGGUCAGGCCCCACAACGGCUACAGCGGCAUCUGGAGCGAGUGGAGUGAGGAGAGCUCCUGGGACACUGAGUGGGUGCUGCCCACGUGGGGCCUGGCUCUCAUCCUGGUCUUCACCACCCUGGCCUUCCUCCUGGCCCUGCGUCUCUGUGGCUCGUACGGGUACAGGUGGACCCACAAGUGGGCGGAGAAGAUCCCCAACCCCAGUAAGAGCCGGCUGUUCCAGGACAUGAGUGCAGGGCGCUGGCCCCCCAGCGGCCCGGCAGCCCUCACCAGCAGGAGCCUCGCGCACAAGGGACCCUGGGACAGCCCCUUCCCUGGGCUGCAGGGGGUGUCCCCCGAAGACCGCAUGCACAGCGAGGUGUCGCCUCUCACUGUGGAGGACCCUAAGCAUGCCCGCGACGCGCCCUCUGAGCCCAGCACGACUCCGGCUGCCUCCGACCUGCCCGGGGAGCUGCCCCCAGGCCCCACGCCCUGCCUGUCGGCCCCCUCCAGCUGCCCCGAGAGCCAGGGUUCCAGCUUCGACUUCAAUGGCCCCUACCUGGGGCCGCCCCACAGCCGCUCCCUGCCGGACCUCUUGGGCCAGGAGGAGCCCCCGCCGAUGGGGGGCAGCCAGAAGCCUCUGCCCCCCGGGUCCCUGGAGUACCUGUGCCUGCCCCAGGGGGAGCAGGUGCAGCUGGUCCCGCUGGCCCAGGUGAUGGGCCAGGCCCAGGCCAGGGGUGCGGAGCAGAGAUCCUGCUUGAGGGCGGAGGGGAGUCCCUCCGUGGAGACUGGGGCGGGCCCUGUCCCUCACCCUCCUGGGCUGCUAGUGGGUGGACAGGGCCUGCAGGACAGCCCCACAGCCCUGUCUGCUGUACCCGGGCGCCCUGCGGAGAGCAGCGUGGCCUCCGGUUACGUCAGCCCCGCAGACCUGGCGCUGGCCUUACCCAAGGAGGUACCAUCUGCCUCGAACGCCUCCCGGGUUCCUCCCCUUGGCCUCCCCUCGGAGCAGAACCACGGCCUCUGCCCCAGGCUGGCAUGUGGGCCCCUGGGAGGCCCCGCCCCCGGGAAAUCAGUGAUUGACAGCUAUGUGGAGCUCCCUUCCACCAUGGGCCAGGCCCCCAAGUCCCCUCUGGGUGGUCCUGCCCCGCCCGCAGCCAGCAGCCAGGUCCUGAGCCCGAGGGAGCCCCGGGGCGAUGUGACCCCAGUCUCCCCGCACCCCGAGGGGCUCCUGGUCCUGCAGCAGGUGGGGGACUACUGCUUCCUCCCAGGCAUGGGGUCGGGGCCCCUGUCCCCCCAGAGCAAGUCCUCCUGUCCCGGGCCCUGCCUGGAGAGCAGGGACCUGGACCAGGCCUUCCCGGCCAAGAAGCCUUCCUGCCCGGCCAUUCCCCAGGUGCCCGCCAUUCAGCUCUUCAAAGCCCUGAAGCAGCAGGACUACCUGUCGCUGCCCCCCUGGGAUGUCGGCCGGCCUGGGGAGGUGUGCUGAGACCCCGAGGGCCUGGGGGCCCCGUGGGAGGAGGGGGUCUGCCUUCCUCCUGCCCUGCCUUUCUCACACCGGCCUCAGCGUUUUUCCACACUCAUUUCUGCAAAGCCAGGGAGGGCGCCAGGACAACACGUGAACUGCCUAUCUUCUUCCUUGACCUUGAGCAAGGCCAAGCUUCUCUGUCUGUCCCUCUUCCUCCUCCCUCCCGCCCCCGUCUCACAGACACACACACACACACACACACACACACACACACACACUUUUCUUUCAAGUUCACAGGCGUUUAGGUUCUGAAUGGAUAGAAUGUCCCAUAUGUUCUCAUUCCAUUUGCCCUCGUUUCCUGCUUUGGGCUCGUUCCUUCUUUCUCUUUUCCCUGAUUUAUUAUCCGAGCGCGUGUGAGGCCCCGGCUCGGCCUGUCCUGAGAUGCCAUGACUCGGUCCGAGCCCAUUCUGAUGCUGCCGUGUCUGGCUGUGUUGGGGGACCAUGUCUGUUCCAGGCAGUCAGGAGCUCAAGGUUCCAACCGGGUUGCAGGUGGCGGGAGGCGGGGCUCAGGGUGGGGUCCCGGGGGCUGAGCACUUGGAAGAGCAGCAGCACAGGACUGGACC
Molecule: messenger RNA, 3986 nt
Organism: Pipistrellus kuhlii (Kuhl's pipistrelle)
Lineage: Eukaryota; Metazoa; Chordata; Mammalia; Chiroptera; Vespertilionidae
Gene: CSF2RB
Product: colony stimulating factor 2 receptor subunit beta
Exons: 14
Coding region: 697-3384 (895 amino acids)
Biological process (GO): cytokine-mediated signaling pathway; immunoglobulin mediated immune response
Cellular component (GO): membrane; external side of plasma membrane
Molecular function (GO): protein binding; cytokine receptor activity
Source: RefSeq, a predicted model, not a curated record